AUGUCUGCCCCUCCUCAACUGAUCCACAUCAAGAGGAAGCGGGGCGAUGAAGAUGCUCCGGUCACCUACCUUCAACUCGAGCCGGGAUCCAAACGACAUCUAGCCGGCAGCAGCUGGGUCUAUCAGAGGCGCCUCGCCAAAGCCAGCGCAAGAUCCGCUGCCGCUGCCGCCGCAGCACAGCACCCAUCGCAACCCUCCAUACCGGUCAUCCAGACGUCGAAGCCCGGUGACGAGAUCUCGAGCCCGCAUCGCCCACCUCACUCGAGCAGCCAUGCUCUUCCGACAGGAAAGGCACCGGCAGUGGCGCCGCCGCCACGGACCCAGCUCGAUGCACAGAAGCCCCUGCCGCAGACCGCUUCCGAUCCGCAACGCCCUCAGAACCCGGCCACCGAGCCGAGACGAUUCCACAUGUCCAGGUCGGCCAUGAGUUCGCCUGGGGGCAGCACUAUACUCAAGGCCGGUGGUGUCUCCAAGCGGGGACGCUACGGGACAGCCGUGUUCGUGGAGCGGGGGAAGAAGAAGAGCGCACGCCGGGUCGCCACGGCGUCUGGCGGCACCACACCGACGACGAUGACCACGGAGGGUCUGCCAGCUGAUGUUGAGAUGAAGGAGGACCACAAGCCGGCGCCUAAGAAGCCACUUGCCAAACGCCCCCCUCCCUCGCGUGCGGCCUCCGAGGCGACGACAGGGCCGGAGACGCCUAGCGGAGAGCCGCAGCGCAAGCCCAUGCCCGGCGCGGCUCCCACGCAGGAUAUGAGCAAGAUCGCGGCCGACAUGGACCAAUGGGUUCUCCACGAGAUCGGGCUGAAUCUCCAGGCUAUGGAGCAGCAGCCGCCGCGCUCGCAGUCCGCCUUUUCGUCGCCUUCACGCUUCAAGCCCAAGGCGCCAGCCAAACGCUUUGCCGAGCGCCACCCGGAAAUGGUCAAGAAGCUCAAUGGCGGCGACGAAGCCAUGACGGAGGCGAGCGAAGACGACGACGAGAGCGACGACGACUACGUUAUUGAGGUGUACGAGCUCGCGCCUUCGAAGCCGGUGCUGGCGGAGAUUCCGCCCGAGCAGAUUGGUGUGCUCAGGUUCGAUUCGCAAGAGGAUUUGGAACUGUUUUACGGUAACGAGGACGACGAUUCGGAUCUUGACGAUGAUGAAGACGAGAAUGCCGAGAAUCACUACACGGCGGAUUACCCCGAAGAUGAGGUCGAUUCCGAGGACGAGUACGAUCGCCACGCCUACUUGUUCCGCAACGCCAAUGCCUCGGAUGAGGAGGAGUUUGACACCCGCGAUCCGUACGAGGACGAGGACGACGAUAUGUACGUCAUGGAGGGUGAUGAGCGGCGGGACGAGGACGACGUCUUUCAGGACAAGAUUCGGCGUUACAUUCGCCAGCACGGCGACAUGUAA
Colletotrichum paranaense is the source of this 1398-nucleotide messenger RNA. RefSeq lists its product as uncharacterized. The coding region runs from base 1 to 1398 and encodes 465 amino acids. The record is from RefSeq and is a predicted model, not a curated record. Gene Ontology annotation, biological process: protein import into nucleus. The transcript is spliced from 3 exons. NCBI's taxonomy places the organism in Eukaryota, Fungi, Ascomycota, Sordariomycetes, Glomerellales, Glomerellaceae. Gene Ontology annotation, cellular component: cytoplasm.